GUUUUGCCUUAGCAACCAGCUUCUUGUUGACUUGGAAACGGGAAAGUGUUAAAAGUCGAUGGCUAAAGUGAUUGGGGAGAAGAAAUCUAUUUGGCGACAAAUAUGUGACGAAUAUGAGGCAGAGAAGCCCAAACCUCAGGGCGCGGCUGCUUGGUCGGACAGCUCCUCCGUCAGCACACUUGUCACUCAGUACAGCGCCAGCAAACACACUCCUGUAUUCUACGGGCUUGCCACAGCGAAGGUGCCCGUGGACACCGAGCCUCUGCACGACUUUAACCCGCUGCUGAGCCACCCUGCGCUGGCCGGCUACGCCUUGCUGGGCAGCAGGGAACCGCGGUCAGGUGCUGCCGACUCCGAACCCCACACACAUCAACGUCCUACCACCUGCUACCUGCAGGAGGCGCUGUUUCCUACACUGCUCCCCGGCCUGGAAGCCAUGCUUUCGGAGGCACUGAAACACCAAUGUCUGCAGAGGAAGAGGACGGCUUUCAACGCCUGUGACUUCCUCACACAGUGGCUGUACAACAACAACCCAAGAAGGGUGGGCCAUCCCCCUAUGGAGCUGCACCAGAUCCCCUUCGUCAGAGACUGUCUAAUCACACAUCCCAGGCCCCCUGUUCCUCUGUCUCUGCUGUUGUCAGAUGAACAGGCCGCUCUCCUCAUUCAGUCCUUCUGGAGGGGUUACAAGGUGCGUGUUGUUCCCGAGGUGCAGGAGCUGAGGCAGUGGCAGAGGGAGCUGAGGGAGAAGUGUGACAUCAACAAAACAGUGCAGGAGUUCUGGGCACGCCAAGAGAGCAGAGUGGGUUCUGAGCUGGUUGACCUUGGGGAGCUAGAGCAGCUCAACCAAUCAGACGUGUCCAUCCAGGUGCUAAGCCCCACCCCCCAGAGCACAGUGGUUCACACACCGGUCACCAUGACGACCCUGGAGGGCACCGCAUACUUCCUGACUCCCAGCAUCCCCGGCUCAGAGGUCACGACCCUGGUUGCUAUGCCGCUGAGUGUGCCCGAUCCUGGCCUGGCGGUCAUUUCUCCAUCCCUACUGACCACACACACCAACACACACUAAACGCCAGUGUGUGAGUGAGUGUGAGGAAGUGUGUGUGUGUGUGUGUGUGUCUGAGCUCAUGUGACCACAUAUUUAGAUUGGACCACAGGCUCAUAGGCCUCAUUCUCACAGCAGGAUUCAAACACACACACGCUCACCCACACAUGUACACACACACACACACACACACACACACACACCCUCACCCACAAAUGUACACACACACACACACUCACCCACACAUGUAUACAGUUAUAUUAAAAAUGAACUGUCUAUCCAAUAUGACCAAUAUGAUAACAUUUUCAGCAGAGCUUACAGUUGGAUGUAUACUGUGUGUGUGUGUGUGUAUCUGGAUGUCAGUUAAUAUAAUGGGAUGCUCAGGUAAAAACAUAUUCAAACAUAUUCAUGCAAAAAUAUGAAGUGGAUAUGUUUAUGAUUUUUGUGUUAAGAAAUAAAAAGAAAACUCUUAAUUUAU
Molecule: messenger RNA, 1520 nt
Organism: Alosa sapidissima (American shad)
Lineage: Eukaryota; Metazoa; Chordata; Actinopteri; Clupeiformes; Clupeidae
Gene: iqck
Product: IQ motif containing K
Exons: 9
Coding region: 59-1066 (335 amino acids)
Molecular function (GO): protein binding
Source: RefSeq, a predicted model, not a curated record